AUGGAGGCACCACCUGCAGGCUCGGCUGAGCCCCGGAUCGUCCAGCUCGAAGAAGCCGUCGUCAAUCGCAUCGCCGCUGGAGAAGUGGUGGUGCGGCCUGCAAACGCCCUCAAGGAGCUGAUGGAAAACUCUCUGGACGCGGGGAGCACGCGCAUCGCCAUCUUGGCAAAGGCUGGAGGCCUGAAGAUGCUCCGCAUCGAAGAUGAUGGACAUGGGAUCCGAGCGGAUGACCUGCCGAUCCUCUGCGAGCGGUUCACGACCUCCAAGCUACGGAAGUACGAGGAUCUCAGCAGCAUCGGGACCUUCGGCUUCCGCGGCGAGGCGCUGGCAUCGAUCAGCCACGUGGCCCACGUCACCGUCACCACCAUGACUGGCAGUGACGAGUGCGCGCGCGUGGCCCAGUACAGUGAGAGCAAGAUGCUGGGGCCGGCGCGGCCGUGCGCAGGGACUCGGGGUACGACCAUCGUUGUGGAGGAGAUGUUCUACAACAACCCGACUCGGAAGCAGGCCCUUAGCAAGGAGAGCAUCGAGCAUGCGAAGGUGUUGGAGGUGGUGCAGCGGUACGCGAUCCACUACCCCAAGGUCGGGUUCAGCUGCCGAAAGAACAGCAGCUCUGUCUCCGAGCUGACGACGGUGGGAGGUGCAGAUGUCACGGCCCAGGCGGUCAUCUCAACCAUCUAUGGGCAGAACUUGGCCCGGGAACUCUUCCCGUUCUCGGUGGCGUCGGAGGAUCCGAAGUUCUCCUGCACCGGAUUCGCCUCGAGUCCCAACUACACCUCUCGUUCCCUGACUCUCAUCCUGUUCAUCAACAACCGGCUGGUGGAGUGUACUCCCUUUAAGAGAGCCAUUGAGGCCGUCUACCAGAGUGUGCUCCCUCGCCAUCAGCAUCCUUGGGUGUAUCUAGCACUCCAGGUGGACCCAGCUGCCAUCGAUGUGAAUGUUCACCCGACGAAGAUGGAGGUUCAGUUCCUGCACGAGGAGACGAUCGCCCAGAAGCUGCAAGAGACGCUGCUGGCGCAGCUCCAGAACAUGGGUGGAUCCAGGACCUUCAUCUCCACUCUGCCCUCACCUGGGAAGGGCACGCCCAUCCCCGAAAGGGAGAAGCCGGCACCCCCACCUGCGCGGCCUCCGCCUGCCAGGCCUAGCGCAGGGAUGGAGGCGCGCGCCGAGACGCCGGCGUUGGCCCUCAACCCGACGCGCGUGCGCACGGAUCACCGGCAGAUGUCCUUGCAGUCCAUGUUUCUGGAGUCCCAGUCGCAGGCGCUUCAAGCGACGCAGGCAACCCAAGCAACACAGGCAACCGAGGCAAACCUGGCAAUGCAGAUGGUGGUCGACACUUCACAGACGACUUCGCAUCCUCCGAGCGGUGCUGCGAGCCAGGCGCUGGCCCAGAGCGGGCAGGUUUCUGACGAUCGCCGGGCCGCUUUCGAGGAGGCCCAACAGCUGACUUCCAUUGAGGAAUUGAAGCAGUCUGCAGCAACAGCCGCGGAUGAGGAGCUGUCUGCGCUGCUACACAAGUCCGUGUAUGUCGGGCCCGUGUCUCGUGAGCUCGUGUUGCUUCAGUGCGGCUCAUCUCUCUGCAUGGUGAACUUGGCCAUCCUCGCCCGGGAGUGUGCUUACCAGCGAUUGCUCAGGCUCAUUGGCGGCGUGGGGUGUAUCACCUUGACAGAACCCGUGCCUCUGGCUGAGCUCAUGAAGCUGGGCAUCCAGGAUCCGGAUUCCGGCUACGAUCCCAAGAUCCACGCCUCCGUCGACAUCGACGCAAUGGCCUCUCGCUUUGUUUCCCUGCUCCUAGACAAAGCGGAGCUCCUGAAUGCCUACUUCAUGCUGGAGAUCGAUGUGCCGAGCAAGAGCCUCAAGUCAGUCCCGAAUGCUCUGGGGCUGAAGUCAGACAUGGGCUGCAACUUCGAGACCCUGCCGCUGUUUCUCGUCCGGCUCUGCGCCCAAGUGAACUGGGAAGAGGAGAAGCCCUGCCUCGAUGGCAUCUGCCACCUGACAGCAGACUUCAGCGCGGAGCUGCUGCUACCCAGCGAGGCCGAUGCCGACCUCUACCAGCGAGGCCGAGCUGCCGUGGAGGAGCUCAACGCCGCAGUGCAGUCCGGUGAGUUUGAAGACGUGGUCGCGGCGUCCGCCGCCAAGAAGCCACGCACCACGGAAGAGUUGCAGGGCCUGCGUUGGCUGCACGAGGCCCUUCGGCGGGACGGGGCAUGCCAGUGGCCGCACGAGAUGGCGAAAGACGGGAGCUUCAUCCAGCUGGCAUCCUUGGAUCAGCUGUACAAGAUCUUCGAGCGAUGUUAA
This is a messenger RNA of Symbiodinium natans, 2298 nucleotides long. The record is from the annotation of a GenBank genome assembly. Lineage: Eukaryota; Dinophyceae; Suessiales; Symbiodiniaceae.